CAAAAAAAAAUUCCAUAUCAACGUGACCAAACACAUGUUGGUCAACGUAAUGAGCCAUGGAAUCGUUUAUAUUCAACAGCAACUCUUUCCUCUGGUCGUCAUGAAAUUUAUACAAGUGAUCCAAAAGCUCCUUGCGAUUCUCUUGAUUUCCUUCUUAAAAGUCAAUAUGAUCAACAUGGAGAAACAUUCGUAGGACAAGCACGUACUCGUCUUCAAUUAGAAACGGUUUCUGAUGAUCAUGGACGUAUUCUAAAGAAUCGAGUUGUUUAUAAAGCUCCAGUUCAAUCUGAACUUAAUCAUCCAUUACGUAUUGCUGAAAGUGGUCGAAAGGAACAUAUAUCAGAACCAAAACAAGCUAUACAGGGUAAUCAUACGAUGUUAACCAAUCGUGGUUAUGCUCGAAAUCAUCUCGGAUCUUAUUUUGUCGCCUAA
Messenger RNA from Rotaria sp. Silwood2, 432 nucleotides. NCBI's taxonomy places the organism in Eukaryota, Metazoa, Rotifera, Eurotatoria, Philodinida, Philodinidae. The record is from the annotation of a GenBank genome assembly.